This is a messenger RNA of Closterium sp. NIES-65, 1701 nucleotides long. Lineage: Eukaryota; Viridiplantae; Streptophyta; Zygnematophyceae; Desmidiales; Closteriaceae. The record is from the annotation of a GenBank genome assembly.
AUGGCGGGAAAUUUCUCUUUCGGUGCGCUCAAGGACGCAUCACCGGCGGCCAUUCAUCAGUUCGUGGAAGAGGAGCAGCGCCGAUUCGAUGCGGAAGUCGCGGAGGUCGAGGCGUGGUGGGCAUCUGGCCGCUUUGCUCUCACCCGCCGGCCCUACACCGCCAGGGACGUCGUUCGCCUUCGGGACAGCCUCCCCAAGAUGUACCCCUCGGGCGCGCAGGCAAAGAAGCUGUACGCGCUUCUGAAGCGGCACCAGGCGAACGGCACUUGUUCCCGCACGUUCGGGUCGCUGGAUCCGGUGCAGGUGGUGCAGAUGGCCAAGUACCUCGACUCCAUAUACGUGUCGGGCUGGCAGUGCGCGUCGACGGCGGCGACGUCGAACGAGCCCGGGCCGGACCUGGCGGACUACCCGUACGACACGGUGCCCAACAAGGUGGAGCACCUCUUCCUCGCGCAGUCGUUCCACGAUCGCAAGCAGCGCGAGGCGCGCUUCAGCAUGAGCAAGGAGGAGCGCGCGCGCACGCCGUACGUGGACUACCUGGCGCCCAUCAUCGCGGACGCCGACACGGGGUUCGGCGGCAUCAGCGCGACGGUGAAGCUGGUGAAGAUGUUUGUGGAGCGCGGCGCGGCGGGCAUCCACAUGGAGGACCAGGCGUCGGUGACGAAGAAGUGCGGGCACAUGGCGGGCAAGGUGCUCGUGUCCACGCAGGAGCACGUCAACCGCCUCGUGGCGGCGCGCCUGCAGAUGGACAUCAUGGGCACGGAGACGGUGCUAGUGGCGCGCACGGACGCGGAGGCGGCGACGCUCAUCAUGACCAACGUGGACAAGCGCGACCACGCCUUCAUUCUCGGCGCCACCAACCCUCGCCUUCGCGACCAGCCGCUGGUGCAGGUGAUGGCGGACGCGCAGGCGGCGGGCAAGACGGGGCAGCAGCUGCAGGCCAUCGAGGACCAGUGGACGGCGGCGGCGGGGCUCCGCCUCUUCGCCGACGCCGUCGCCGACGCUAUCCGCAAGCUGCCGCUGGCGGACGCCGAGAAGACGCGCCGACUGGACCAGUGGGCGGCGCAGGCGGGCGCGCUGUCGAACGCAGAGGGGCGCGCGCUGGCGGCGAAGCUGGGCGUGACGGAGCUGUUUUGGGACUGGGACCUGCCGCGCACGCGCGAGGGCUUCUACCGCUUCCAGGGCAGCACCAAGGCGUGCGUGGCGCGUGGCAUCGCGUUCGCGCCGCACGCGGAUCUGGUGUGGAUGGAGACGGCGAAGCCGACCAUCAGCCAGGCACGCGAGUUCGCGGAGGGCGUGAAGGCGGCGCACCCGCAGCUCAUGUUGGCGUACAACCUGUCGCCGUCGUUCAACUGGGACGCGUCCGGCAUGAGCGACGCGCAGAUGCAGGAGUUCAUCCCCGCGCUCGCGCGCAUGGGCUUCUGCUGGCAGUUCAUCACGCUCGCCGGCUUCCACGCCAACGCGCUCGUCACCGACACGUUUGCGCGCGACUACGCGGCGCGCGGCAUGCUGGCGUACGUGCAGGACAUCCAGCGGCAGGAGCGCACGUUUGGCGUGGAGACGCUGGCGCACCAGAAGUGGUCCGGCGCGAGCUACUAUGACAGCCUCAUGAAGACUGUCACGGGCGGCGUCUCGUCCACCGCCGCCAUGGGUCACGGUGUGACGGAGGAUCAGUUUGGUGGGUCAUUGUGCAAGAUGUGA